AAGAACGUUCUCUCGCAGGGGCUCACACUGAUCCAAGUUAGGAGCUUUCAGCUGCCAGCCUUGGCCCAUCAUGUAAGUGCUGCGGAGAAUUCUUUGCAGUGCAUUUGCAGAAUUACCUGAUUUCCCGACGGCCGUGCAUCCGUCCCGGCGCCCUGCGCACGGACGCGCACGCUUCGGACGCGAAAAGGCUCCAAGUGCAUGAAGAUCGAGGCUUGUGUUUUUGCAUCUUUGUUGCAGAAAGCGAGCCGCUGAAGCUCCAGUGCGAGGGCGAUGGAGGGAGGGAGUGAGAAAGAAGGCAAAGUCUUUUGUGCUUCCCCUCCCCCUCAUCAAAGCAAAGGGGAAAUGUCUCAGUCGAAGGGAGGUAAGAGGAAGCGGGUGCUCAAGCUCCCCAAGGAGGCGUUUGAGCAGGCUACCAGUACCAGCUCAGUACCCCCCAGAGAUUUGGAUUCGAAAGCUUGUGUAACAAUCGGAGAGAAGAAUUUCGAGGUGAAGGCAGAUGACCUGGAGCAGAUCUCCGAGCUCGGCAGAGGAGCGUACGGCGUGGUGGACAAGAUGAGACACGUGCCGAGUGGCCUGAUCAUGGCUGUUAAGCGCAUUCGGGCCACGGUGAACACUCAGGAGCAGAAGAGGCUGCUCAUGGAUCUGGACAUCUCCAUGAGGACAGUGGACUGCUUUUACACCGUCACCUUCUACGGAGCACUAUUCAGAGAGGGCGACGUGUGGAUCUGCAUGGAGCUGAUGGACACCUCCCUCGACAAGUUCUACAAGCAGGUGAUUGAGAAGGGCCUGACCAUCCCCGAGGACAUCCUGGGAAAGAUCGCUGUCUCAAUAGUAAAAGCUCUGGAGCAUCUCCACAGCAAUCUGCAAGUCAUACACAGAGAUGUGAAACCCUCCAAUGUCCUGAUCAACACUCAGGGCCAAGUGAAGAUGUGCGACUUUGGCAUCAGUGGCUACCUGGUGGACUCUGUGGCUAAAACCAUGGACGCUGGCUGCAAACCCUACAUGGCGCCGGAGAGGAUCAAUCCUGAGACCAACCAGAAAGGCUACAACGUCAAGUCGGACAUCUGGAGUUUAGGAAUCACGAUGAUCGAGCUCGCCAUCCUGCGCUUCCCGUACGACUCGUGGGGGACACCUUUUCAGCAGCUGAAGCAGGUGGUGGAAGAGCCUUCGCCCCAGCUUCCCGCCGACCAGUUCUCCCCUGAGUUUGUGGACUUCACUUCUCAGUGCUUAAAGAAAGUUUCCAAAGAGCGGCCGACUUACACAGAACUCAUGCAACAUCUCUUCUUCACCUCCCACGAGGCCAAAGAAACCGACGUGGCUAGCUUUGUGAAAGUCAUCUUGGGAGACUGAGUGCACUGGAGGGAGGGGGAGGAAUCUGUUAAAAAAGAGGAAACAAAAAAAAAAAAUCCAAGAAAAAAACACCAAUCGCAGCUCCCCCCACCAUCCCAUUUACCCGCAGGAUUCCCUCUCACCCCUCCCUCCAGUGGCAGACAAACGGAGCCCAGAGGAACCGCUGACGAAGCAGAACGAGGAGUCUGUCCCCGCCCCCCACCUGGCCUCAGCCCCCUCCUCUGUGCAUCACCUGGCACGGUGGGAGGAGUUUGGGAGACGGGAGCCUCACACAGAAUCUGGAGUAAUUUAUGAUGUGUGUAUGCAAAGCCUCCCCGUUUGAUUCGAUUUGCCCCGCUGCUGCGCUCCUCCUCGAGCGCUGUUGUUAGCGCGCUGACUCUGUGGCCUCCACAAGGGUCGAGUCAUAGUUUCUUUUUUGCUGAAAAGCAGAAGCGAGAAGAUGUGCAGAUUAUAUAAAAAAAAAGAAGAAUGAUAUAAUCUAUCUGUGUAUAAUCUAAAUGUUUGCAUACUCGAAGCAAGUGUUGCAUCAGAUUAUUAAUUGACUGCAUGUACAGAAUUUCUCUCUGGGUAAAGACGGGCUCAUGUGGCCAGUGAGGAACAGUUGGAGAGUCCGAUUGUUGACUUCAGGGGCUCCCCCCAGUGGUCACAAAGAGGUACUGCACUUACACUGCUUUCCCCCCUGAUUACAGUGGAGGUCAACUACACAUUUUGGGCUCUUGGCUGCCUGUGAGCGUGAAUGUGUGCGAGCUGGUGCAUGACAUGUGUGUGUGGGGCAUGUUCACAGAGCUGCACGGCUCCAAAUCCAAGUAGAAACGCAGUUUUCGUGCUCCGCAACAUUUUUUUAUGGAUUUUCUGCAGCCUCGCUGCCCCUGUAAGAGCUCAACAGGCAGGGCAACACUCUUACGUUGCUUUAAAAGUACAGGCGACUAUGCAUCUGCACAUCAUGUUCAAAUGUGACGGAUGUAAUAAAGAGCUUUAUUUUAAAACUAGUUAGUAUGGUAGUCUAGUACAAGCAUAGACUGUAUAUUAAAGAUGGAAAUGGCCACCAUGACACCACCGUGUCAGCAAGGUUCUGUAAUUUGAAAGGCGUCUAAAUAAAUUUUGAAGUUGUGCUUUUUGAUGUGACUGUACCCAUGUGGUCGGGGUGCCCCAUCAGCAAACUCAGCGAUGACUGCUGGUUCAAACACGUCCAUUUAUUUUUAAUGUAUUUCUAAUUUGACCCCUCAAAAGACCCCAAACAAAAGAUGUGAGAACAAUGAAAGUUGCGAAUAGAUAUCAAACUGUUACACUUUACCGUGAUAUUGUAAAGUAAUGUAGCCAAAAGCACCAAAGUCCAAUAGAUAUGAGAUUCUGAGGUCCAGCAGCUUUGGCUGGUUUGAAGCCACUGACUGCUCCGUCCCUGAUCCUUCCUGCGUGAAGCUGAAUCGCAGAUCUUUGAGACAAAGCCGGAGCCGAGUCGCAGCCGUGCAGCUUCGUGUCGCUCACACACACACUUUAAAUGUCGGGGUGUGUGUUUGCGUGUGCGUGUGGGCUGUGUGGGGGAAGAUUUUCUCCUUGUUGUCUGUACUGAGCCAAUCACAACCCUCUCCACUCACCAUGAAAAGAACUGGAUACUAUUGCUAUUAUUAUUAUUAUUAUUAUUAAUAUUAAUUAUUGUUAUUAUUUAGAUCCAGGUUUUUUCUCCCCCCUUCGACAUACUUACUGCAGUUUCUCUUAUUUAUUAUAACUGCUGUUUUCCCUUUGGAAACUUGACCGAACCAUUUGAGACUCUCCUCACGUGUUUGUGUGAGCUUUGUAUGGUUUUUGUUUUUCUUUGUGUUUUUUUUUUGUCGUGUUCUUCUUGGCUCAAACACGUGAAAUGCUUUUAAUCUGUAACUUGCAAGCCUUCUGUGUGCCUCUAUAUAGAAACCCUCUAAGGAAAAUGAGAUGUUAAGAAUGAUGCAGGGAUCCGCUCCCUCCCUCCUCACACGCUGCAUGGCAUCAUAAUCCCACUUUGUGUUCCUUGUUGUACUGUAGCUCAUGCUCGUUUUUUUAUGUUUUUAUGCUUGUGUUCAUCUUUCUCGUUGCCUUUGUUCUUGGCCUCUUUCUCGCAGUGAUUUCUGUGGAGGCCGAGCUGACGCCUUCUAGAUGUCAUGUAAGAAUUACUCUGAUGUCAAAACGGGAAACUUGAAGUGUUUUAAGUGGCAGAGCGGCGAGGCUUUGUCCUGGUUUGAGGAUUUACGUCAUCCUCACGCCUUUUAAAUAUUAUAUUGCUGAAUUAUCACGUGAUUUCUUCUAAUUUUGACUUCAGUCAAAAACUGAACCCAAAACACUUCUAAUCUGUUCUGACAAGACUUUUACCCCCGACUCUGCUCGACAUUACAGCAUCGAUAAAUCGUCACUAUACAACCACAAACCCUAAAACUCGGGGGUCCACCUUCAGUCGAAUUAGCUGUUAGAGUUGCAGUCAAACUGGGCAUCAACAUCAUUUAAAGCUGUAUUAAAUUAUUAGUUUGUACAAAUUUGAAAGAACUUUUGGGCCAUCCGGGGGCACAGCACCCUGUAAACAUAUCAUUGAUAUUUAUGGUCAUAUACGCGCAUCAUAUUUGCUUCUAUCUAUUCAUGCUUAAGGUCAUCACAACAAAAGGCUUCUUCCCCAGACACUCCUGUCUGCCAACACUCCCUCAGACGUGGUUUGCAGAUCCGGUAUACACACCUGCAAACAACUCAAACAAUCUCAGCUGUAAUCAGAGCUAACUGAGAGAAAACAAACUCCAGCUAACAAAGUGGAAGGAGAUGAUAAUGCUCCUAAUUCCUCCUUACCACGUCCAUUAAGAAGACUUCAGUUUUCCAUUCCGGCAUUCCUGUCUCCAGGAUCAUACUGUGCACGCAUCCGUCCAGGUCUCAGAUAUGGAAACACAGUCGUGAGACGUGCAGCAGCAAAACAGACACACACCCCUCCCUGAACCCGAUUGAAGCUGACUUAGGACCCAGUUGGACUUGAUUUAUCAUUGUGUAGAGGCUUCAAACACACAGGAAAUGUAGUCGGAAUAAACAAACCUGUGUGGCACUGGGCCUUUACCCGACUAGCUGUCCUCCCUGAAGUUCAAAAACAUGUUAAACUCAUAGAAGACGUCUGAAUAAUGAUGAGCUUUGACUGAAAAGUCAGAGGACACGUUUCCUCAAUACUAACUCGGCAGAUCUUCCUGGGAGGCAGCGCUGGUCCGACUUGCUGCCUGAGCGUGCGGGUACAACCACCAACUCCAACACAGUGAUCCGGGACGCUGUGAGACCCAUGUGGGUGUCUGAUCAAGCCGUCUGGUAACCAAGUGAACAGCAGAAACGUUGGCGCCUAUCAACCUUUCACUAUUCAACCAAACUGAAGUCGAUGCAGAGCUUAGCUCAGUGAGUGCUGAGGGCUGUAAACUCCUAGAUUCAUGGUUGGGGAAAAAUGUUUUUUAGCUUUUAGUUUUUGUCAACCAGGACAUUUUUACGACUGAGCAACCACAUUUACCCAAAAACAUCAUCUGUGGACCUCUGGGGCUCUAUUUAAAAGAAAUAAUAUUCUCUCUGCUGUUUUGCCAGACUCCAAAACAAAGUCUCCUGCCCUCAGUCGAGUACAGUUCGCUCUGUCAUGUUAUCAGGGAAGUUUCCUGUUUUGAUGCAGAGUAAAAACCUUCCUUUCACCCUAUAACCUGCUCCCUGUUGGGCUCCAGUCCCACAACCUUUGGCUUAGAUAAUUCCUUGAAGUACUGCGAACACGCCCAUGCCCGCCUCACAAAGCUGUCUUAUUUUUCUUUAUGAAGCUCUCACCGUUCUCUAUUUUUCAUCUAUAGUUCUCAUUUUCUGACUUCACCAACUGUUUCUCUGUGGUGAAGCUGAAUGUGAGGACUGGCAGCAGACAGAAGUCAUCGCGGCGAGGACAUUUAAGGGCUUCCUCAUUAGUGCAUCUCUGUACCGAAGAUGGAAAUAUACUGGAGAGACUUUUAAUUGCCCCUAGUGUUUUUAGGCCAUGAUGAAAUUAACAAAAUUCAAGUCACACUUUCUGGAAGCAGAGCAAAAUUAUCCAUCACAGGUCGAACCUCGAGAUUCUUUUUUUUCCAUUAGUGAAAAAUGGUUAUUAACCUAACUUAGCAAAUGUGACCAAAGAGCUGGAGCCAGGCUUAGGAGGCCGGGAAAGGUAGUCGGACUCGUCAUGGCACGCGUAGACUCGGAGCAGUGGAUUUAGGUUUGUGUGGCGUUCGUAGGUGUUUUAAGUGCCUAACAGUACAUAUCUGUGGUGUACAUUUACAUUGAAACACUUGUCUGUCUUCGUGAUUGAUGCUUAAACACUGUUUUGGUCCUUCAGUUCCUGUCCUGGACCCACUGACACUGCAAUUUGCUGUGAUGUUUUGCACUGUACCGAGGAGUCAUAUCACAUUGUCACAUUUACGAGUGUGUUACUGUAAGGAAGCAGUCAUUCAGUCGAUGAAGGGUUGCCCUGUGUGUGGUCAUUUUCCAUCUUUUUUUAUUUUUUUUUGUGAGAGAGAGAGUUUGGAGUUAGAGGCUCUGACUUUUAUUUAACUGAAAUUGUGAUACUGUAAAAAUUCUGAAAUAAUACCAAGCUUUUCUUCAACUGCUCACUUUGUUUUUGCUGCUGUUUGCACUCGUCAGCUAUGCUUAGUCUGUACAGCUGUCAACAUCAAAGAUGAAGGGUGACACUGACCCGACGGAAACCUGUUACAGAGCAAAGGCUUUUAUUGUGAAAAACCUUUUUGCAAAAGCCUGCGGAUCGCGUUUGGUUAUCAUGUUACAGGUUAGCGGCCUUGUAGUGAUUCUUGCCCACAAAUAUAGAUGGAAACAUUUAGUGCCACCAUAUAAACGACACCAAAACCCUUUAGUCUAAAUAAAAAUGAGCCAUUUUCACACAAGCUCUCAGACUGCAAGGAUGCAAAUGUAAAGCUGAAGCCUCGGCCUCAUUUAUGACCCUGUUAUGUUUUUACACAGGACUGAUUUUGUAUUGCACUAAUUCUGUUUAUCAUACCUGACCUGUUUCAUUUAUCUAUGAAAGAUUUUUAAAUGAUUCUAAUGUCUUUUUGUCUUUGAUGCAGACAAAGAGUGAAAAUAGCUGUGUGGCCUAACUUUUGGCGUCCCGUAUUUGCUUCAAGCCUUACGCAGCAGUAAAUCACAGCGCUCGUUCUGUUAGCGCUGAUUCACCACAAACAUCACAAUGUAGUUGUUAAACUCUUUGCUCCACCACGAGGCCAAUUCCUCUAAACGACACUCUGUAGGAGAAGCGGUUUAAAAAGAUGUGGCAGCAUUUUUACCCACAGAACUGUACGGCCGGGGUUAUAAAUGAGGCCACUCAGUCACCUGAAGGUUAAACACAGUUUACUGUGAGUGUAGAGCUGACUAACUGGUGAUUGGCUGUCAGGAGAUAGGCGGCUUCCUGUUGUCCGCUCAGUGCGAGGGCAGCCUCGGCCAGCGCCCUGACCUGAGUUCACGUGUGAAAAUGGCUUCAGUCGGCGUGACUGAACGUCUGCCGAGAGCUUGUACAACUUUAAGUGGGUUUAGUGUUAAAAUCAGUGGGAAAACUUUAAGUUCAUGGUUGCAAUUCAGAGGAGAUUAAAUUAAAUAUUUUAUAGCUGCCACUGUUUGCACAAUAUGAACCCAUAAAAGACAGAAUUAUGACAUUCCUGGAAAAUCAUUCUCGAUUGCACGCCGCUUUCCAAACAUGUCCACACAAUGUGCACAUGGUAAAUUGCAUUUUUUUAGUAGUUUCACAGAUUUUUUCCAAAAAAUAAUUGAAAAAAAUUCUUUAGAUUUGUGUUGAAGAAAUAAUUUUAAUUUUGUAGUUUUGCUUGUUCUGCCAAAACACAAGAAUAUGAAUAAUGUAUGCAGCUAAGUAAUGGGACACGUGCUACUGACAUACAGAAAGAAGCGGGAGAGUCACUUUAUGUGGUUGCAUCAAGUUCUUCAUAACUUAAAGCUACUUUAGUUUCUCUUACACUGAAAAUAAACAUUUUAUUCAAUUAUAUAUUUGGGUUUCCACAAAGAACAGUUGUACAGACAGCACACACACACACACACACACACACACACACACA
Messenger RNA from Haplochromis burtoni (Burton's mouthbrooder), 7415 nucleotides. RefSeq names its product mitogen-activated protein kinase kinase 6 (gene map2k6). The coding region runs from base 271 to 1350 and encodes 359 amino acids. Gene Ontology annotation, molecular function: ATP binding; MAP kinase kinase activity. Gene Ontology annotation, biological process: protein phosphorylation; MAPK cascade. The transcript is spliced from 12 exons. The record is from RefSeq and is a predicted model, not a curated record. NCBI's taxonomy places the organism in Eukaryota, Metazoa, Chordata, Actinopteri, Cichliformes, Cichlidae.